CCUACUAGUUGAAUUAGUAUUGGAAUUUUCCCAGUCGAGAACUAGAUUGGCAGUACAUACUAACGGACUGCCUACAAUAAUCACACGCAUGUUUGCAGUGAAUACACGGCCACUAGUAGUUCAAAGGAUACCUUGUUUGGAAUUUUGAAAACAGACACAAGUACUAUGGCGGUAAGUGUUACCAAGCAGUGCCUGACGGAAUUGUAGUAGAGGGUGUUUGCAACUUCCAACUAUGAAACAGUUGUAUCUUCAAGCAGGUUGUGAUCCCUUCAAGGAGCGGGUUACGGGUCUAAACAGCUCAACUUCAAACUCCCUUCUCUCCUACAUCAUUCGAGGAUGUUCACUCAUCAACGAUACGUCAUUUCCGGUGUAUGUUGACAUUGUUGAGAGUGAACGCAACAAAACCAGCGAAGAAACAGAUUCCGGCGCAGUGUUAUAUAUUGUUGCUGUUUUGGUGUUUUAUUCUGCCGGAAUAAUUGUGAUGAUUAUUAAGUAUUUAAGACGUGAGCAGAGAGAAUUGGAGGAGGAACGUAUCUUAGAAGACUUCUUUCGAAGUAUGCCAGCAUAUAAAAAAGAACGUGAGCAAAACAAUGUUAAUCGCGUGGCAAUACACGCAUUUCAUGCGCUGACGUCAUUUUCUUACGACGAAGGUGAAGAUGACGUGUACAGCUCAGACGGGGAGGAAGAGUUGCCACCGUGUGCGGAAACAAUUGAAGAGGAGGAGGGUGAACAUCACGAAUCUCGUGAAUUCUCACAGUUUCCAAUGUCGUUAAAUAAAUCCCUCGAGGAUUUAGAUAUUGCCUAUUCACGAGGCUCAGACGCCCAGUUGACAGAUUUAGUAGACACGACAAACAGUUCGUCGGAACUAUCUGGUUCUAAUUUGGAGAAAGAGACACAUCUUUGACAAGUGUUUGCAAUUAUCGUUUCAGAUUCUCUGAAGAUUAUGGUUUCGUUCUUUAUUCACAAAGGAAGUGUACAGUGUUGUUAUGGUAUUUAGUAUAGGGUAUCAACUGAGAUCAACUAUACACCUUCUGACAUCGAAUUGUAUUGUAAUUAUUUUAUAGUUAAACAAAAGAAAAUGACUCUUUUGCGGAAGCUGGCAGUAUUUGUAUCAAACUGUAUCAUUCCAUUUGAGUCCCGCAAUAAACCUAAAUCAUUAUUGACAAUCCGAAGCAAAACUUGCCUUACACUAAAGUAUGGACUAUUGUCGGUGCCUUUCUAAAUAUUUGUUGUGGACCUAUGUAAAUAUAACAAGUAAUCGGAAUUGAUUUAAUACUUAUUAAGUGUUUAAGCUUUAAUCACAGUGAUUUUCAUUCAUUUACUUAAGGACGUUUUUUUUCGAAAAUAGUUGAAGUUUCGUAUUUGGCUUAGUGUCGUUGGAAAGCUGACCUGGUCCAUAACUCCAUUCAUUAUUUUUGAAUGACACUUGAUAAACAAGUUGUCAGUAAAAUACGGACAUGUAUAUUAGUUCCCAACAACACUACAACACUUACAACAGACAAGCUACGCGUGUGUUAUUUUAUAAAUGAUAAUAAUUAUUUGUGCAGUUAAAAGAAAAAGAAAUAAUGCAUUUGUCUUGCUAACAAUCCUUUACAAAUUAUAGGUCGCUUUAUGUUAUUUUGUUAUCAAUUGUUUUCAUUAACAUUGAUAAGUAAAUGUUUCAAAAUUCCGAAACGAUAAA
Molecule: messenger RNA, 1681 nt
Organism: Mya arenaria
Lineage: Eukaryota; Metazoa; Mollusca; Bivalvia; Myida; Myidae
Exons: 2
Coding region: 233-904 (223 amino acids)
Source: RefSeq, a predicted model, not a curated record